Molecule: messenger RNA, 5505 nt
Organism: Lentinula edodes (shiitake mushroom)
Lineage: Eukaryota; Fungi; Basidiomycota; Agaricomycetes; Agaricales; Omphalotaceae
Exons: 29
Coding region: 1-5505 (1834 amino acids)
Source: RefSeq, a predicted model, not a curated record
AUGUCUACCUUCAGAUUAUCUGCAGCCCAGGCUUUGGCUUUGCAGAAUUACCUUAUCAGCAGAGAAGAAACCUUGCCUCUUGCCCUUCAAGAACUUGUUGCAGUCCUUCCUUCUGCUGCCAGUGAUCCUCAAGUUCAAGUUACUUCAUCCUCUUCUACUUCUCCAAGAGUCAGCCAGGUUCACUCUAGACAGGCUUUAUGUCCUAGUUGUUGUCAAGCAGGUCAAACAGGUCAAAGGGGCCUUUUAAGGCAGAAUCUCUCUGCAACACAGUCUACUCCUAGCCUCUCAUUCUUCCCAGUUCCAUCCACCCUCGAAUCCACGUUCGCAUUCGGGUCAAGGUUUGGGUCAAAGUUUGGGUUCUCAUUCAGGUUUGGGUUCGGGUUUGCUUCAACAUUCGCAUUCGCGCUCGCGUUCACAUUUGCGUUCACGUUCGCAUUCGCGUUUACGUUCGCAUUCGCAUUCACGUUCACGUUCGCAUUCGCGUUUACGUUCGCAUUCGCAUUCACGUUCACGUUCGCAUUCGCGUUUGUGUUCACGUUUGGGUUCACGUUCGCGUUCGCGUUCGCGUUCACGUUCACGUUUGGGUUCAUGUUCGGGUUCGCAUUCGCAUUCGGUUUCACGUUCUUUGGGUUCACGUUCGCGUUCACGUUCGCGUUCACGUUCGCGUUCGCGUUCACACUCGCAUUCACGUUCGCGUUCACACUCGGAUUCACGUUCAGGUUCGCUUUCGCAUUCGGUUUUGCGUUCACGUUCGGCCUUCACAAUCACAUUCAGAUUCACAAUCUCGCUCGCAUUCGGAUUCACAAUCGCGCUCGCAUUCAGAUUCACCUUCCUGUCCACGUUCAGAGCCUCAUUCAGAGCCACAGCCCAAGAGAAAACGCCGUAGAUCUCAGAAAACCAAGAAAAAGUGUACGUACAAGGAAGAGGCGUCGAAUCGAUCAGUAUUCAUAUGAUGACUCUACCACUGGUCGUUUUGCUGUCGGGGACCAUGCAGCGCAACCUUCUAAAGAUGUUUCGGUGGACCUUACAAAGCAACUGGCAAGACUUUCAUUUGGCACCAGAACCUCUAUUGGUCACGAGGAUUAUCUGAGCUGGGUGUCGAAUCUAAAGGGGAUGAUAGAGGGGACGAUAGACAACGUCAAGGACUUGGCUGUUUCUUCGCUAGUCAGUAUAGCCAGGCGAUGUGAUUUAGCUGCCAACGUCGACGGAACAGCAAGAUUUGUCCGUAUGCUGCAUGAGCUUUACUUCUCUGCCAAAGUUAAUAGUCGUUUGAAUUUGAUGAAAUUCAAAGAUAACAGUCGUCGACCGAAGCCUUCUGAAGUAUACAAGUCUCUUCAAACUCAUAGUAUUCCUGAACAUAAAAGUCGAGAUUAUAUGUCAGCUGGUAGUAGAUGGGCAUUCUUGGCUAAUGCAGGGUCACUUUAUCUAUUGCUGGUGAUUGCCUUCAAAGGAGAAGAUGAAUAUUUCAGGAAGAAAGCCUCAGUAACUGUCAUACAAGCUCUGUGCAAUAAAAUUAGAGCGCCCGAUUCAUCAGGAAUUACGGGAGAAAUUGUUAGGUGUAACCUCAUACCAGUUCUAGCUAACCUUUGCAAAGAUAUUCCCAUUUCAAUACCGACUUUGUAUCAUAGGUCUCUUUUGAGAGAUCUGGGCCUUUCUGGUUCCUUUGAUUGCGGAGAUUUACGGGUAAACGAUAAUUAUUUUGGAUCUUUCUUUUUUCACACCUUUAGAUCUCUUCCUAGAGAUUGGGAAGCCUGGAAGCAAUUUGAUGUAUCUAUGAAAUCCGAACAACAGACAGGAGCUGCUCAGCAUGCAUCUGCAGUUUCUGAACUGUCCUCUGAAGAAGAGACCCUCAGUCCGCCUUCAACUGUUCCACCUAUUUCAAUUCUUUUUAAUCGUAUGGGCUUCCAGUCUCAAGAUUCAGAAGGAAUCCAUCAAGUUCUGUUUACGCCGUACAAACCUGCCAAAACUAAGGAACCUUUUCCUCCUGACUAUCGAGGUAGAAGCAAAUGGACGGAAAAUGAAAGAUCUCUAGCUCAAGAUUGUGUUACUCCUGAUUCUUUGGAGAGUUACGCUAGCGAGAUGAACGGACGUUUUGAUAGCUUGGGACGGCUUUCCGACUCUAGGUACUUGAAGCUCAAUCGAAACAUCAUUGAAGGCAAAGUUGUACAGAUAUUCGAUGACAACAAAGAUUUACUUUAUAUGUUGGACACCACUAUGCCUCAACACCUGAAAGAAGGCUUGGAAAGGAUAAUUCAGGCCUGCUUGUCCGAUACCACUGCACAGUUCACACCUCAAGAUCCUUCUUCAUCUGUUCAAACUGCUGCUUUUUCCUCUCUUCAUUUCACAAAUCAAACACGCUAUUUAACUCAUGGAUAUGAGGCCCCUAAGGAUAUUCAUCCUUUAUAUCUUGUCAACGCCAAUGGAGGAAAGAUGAAUCACAGUCAGCUUCUGGUUCAUCCUUCUGAAGACAUUCAGAAAUUUUCCGGGCCUUUCAAAGAUUUGAAACAGAGUCUGGAGGAAACGUUACGUUGGGUUUCAGAAAAGGUUUUACAGAUUCAUCCCGAUACUUUUCAUGAGAUUUCUGCCACCGUUGAUCUUCUUCCCUUACAAGACACUUCCCCCGCUUCUCCUUUUACGAGCAUUGUGUUCAACAUUAAUAUGUUACUUUUGUUAGAUAACUCUGUUGGAGCUUGCCCUGCGACUCCUAACACUCCCCCCUCUAUGGAGCUAGAUUACAACGAUACCUAUGAUGAUGAGGAUGAUAUAUAUGAGCCCUGGGAAGACGAGGCAGAACCCCACCCACCUACUACUGAUGGUCUCAAAGAUCAAAAUACCGAAAUUUGCUACUUUGACGAAGGGGCCAAUACUAUUUUUCCCGAGGACGCUGUAACCAAUCCUAUGGCACCUCCACCGGAAAAACCAAAACGAGGAAGAAACAAGAAGGCUAGCACUCAAACUAAGGGCCAAAAAAAAAUUAACGAAAUACCGUCAGCCUCUUCUUCCUCUUCCUCUGUUCCAAAUAUGCUGCCUUUGGUUUCUCCAACAUCUGGUUAUCCUCCGCCUGCUCCUUUGUCUAGUCGUCAAGUUCCGCUACCAUCCAAAGUACCUAUUGCAGAAGUUAUUGCUCGAGAACAACACCAUACGAAUCAAAGUCAAGCUCAUACUUCCUUUGUCGCGGGACAAGGAGGUGACUCUUUCGAUGUUGACUCACAGUUGAAUGAAAGAGCGACAAGUAUCAAUCACAGUCAGAUCCUUAGACUUCCCGAAGAUAUACGCGCUGGAAAUAAUGUAGGAGAUUUUGACUAUAACGGCAACAUGGGACAAGGAUCUACAGCUUCUAGCGGUGGAAGCCAUUACUAUGGCUCACAACCAGGCUCCGUAGUAGGUUUUGGUAGUGGUAACGCAAAUCUUGACGGUUAUGGAGGGGACCAUGGCAGAAACUAUGGAGCGUAUUCUGGAGAUUAUAAUAGAGGCUACGAAAACAGCUAUGGUCAGGGAGGGAGAAGCAAUAAGGUUGAUGACGGUGGAUAUAUUGCUGGACAUAAUAUGAGCUUCAGAAGAAGUCUUUCUGGUGUACAAGGCUAUGGAGAAGGUUAUCGGGGAGUAGAUGGGGGAGGAUAUAGAGGGGGAUAUACUGGUGGAUAUGGAGGUGGAUACGGAGGUGAAUAUGGAGGUGGAUAUGGAGGUGGAUACAGAGGUGACUAUGGAGGUGGAUACGGAGGUGGAUACGGAGGUGGAUUCAGAAGUGGAUAUGGAGGUGGAUACGAAUAUCGAGGGGAUAGUUCCACCUUUUCUCAUGCAGAUGGUGUGAAUAUGGAAGCUCUGGUUGGGGUCCACAAAGAAGUCGGCUAUGCUAGUUCUUCGGUGGACAACAUACCAAGUCAAGAACAAUCUCAAAUGAGUUUCCAUUCAGAGGGAACAGCUUACAGUCCCCACUCAGAUACCCAAAAGGUGCCAGAACCUGUUGUGGAGGGAGAAACCGAAGUCCUCAAGAAGAGAAAGCGAAAUCUUCCGAAGCCUCCGAAUCCUGCAAUUCUUAAGAUUCACUCAAAAAGCCAUGUUCUUACUACAGAAGAGGACUUUAUUAACGAAGAACUGGCUGAGUUUGAACAUGACCGUUAUGCAGAUGAUGAGGAUGAUGAGAAUGCAGAUGCUGAGGAUGAGGAUGCCGAUAAUAACGGAGAAGAUGUCGCUCUAACAUCUCGGGAAUAUAAACGCAGGCUAUGCUUCUACAUAUUAGGAUCUAUUUCGCAACCAAUAUCGCGUAUAGUUUCUCGCCCAGUGUCUCGUCCAGUGUCUCGUCCAGUGUCUCGUCCAGUGUCUCGUCCAGUGUCUCGUCCAGUGUCUCGUCCAGUGUCUCGUCCAGUGUCUCGUCCAGUGUCUCGUCCAGUUUCUCGUCCAGUGUCCCGACAAGCUUCUCGUCCAGUUUCUCGUCCAGUUUCUCGCCCAGUAUCUCCUUCUCGUCUAGUAUCUCAUCUGCCAGCUCAUCCUGUUUCACCUAUUUUGGCUAUUCCUUCAUCAUCGAAAGACCAGGAUACUUCAAAUACUUCAAAGGCUUCUAAAGGACGCAGGUCUAACUCUACAAAAGAUCCAACAAAGCUCUCUUUCUAUACGCCACAAGUGAAAAAAGUAAUUGCGGGCUCACAAUUAUUUAUGCAUAGAACUAUGGUUCUUCAAGGACCUUUUUUGACGAUGGAGAAUCAUGAAACACUACUUGCGAAUUGUCUAGACCGAUCAAUAGAGGAAAGAGGAGAAAAGGGCCUUCAUGUGGAAGCAGGUUACAUCAAAGAGCACCGCAAAGAUAUAAUAACUUUUGCAAGUCUUCUCCUGUACAAAAGCCAGAGUAGUUUCAGAAAUACUCUGAAGAGACUUGCGGAACCUAUGGUGGUUAGCCACUAUGGUUUACCGUUGCCAAAAGAACAAGAGCCAACUACUGGUUUCAAUGCCUCUCAACUUAACGAUUUAACUGUAGCUUAUGUGAACAAGCUUUUGGAGAAAAGUUUUUUCUUGCAAGAUGGACGAGAUGCCAACGGACGGGUUAAUAAUUUUGCACAUCCCUGUCUCAAAGAAGUCGUGAAGGUUUUGUUUUAUACAAGUAACAAAGCAUUAGCAAAAACCUUUCCAGAUGAUUUCAAGGCGGAGGUUCCUCAUGGAGCAAUUGUUUUAGCUUCUAUGCUUGUUGAGUUGAAUCUGCCUAAAGUCGCCUCAACUUUGAAUUCACUAUUGAUAUUACAGAUACGAUAUUGUAUCUCCAAGUACGAAGAUGGUCCAAAAGCCAAGAAUAUCGAUUUUACUACAGCCUCAAACCUCGAGUACCACAAGCUAUACAGUGAUAUGAUUAUAAACAUGCUCAGGGAGCCUUAUCAUGCUUCUAAGUUUAACUUUGGAGGCGAAUUUGGAGAGAGGGAAGACUCAAACAGAUCAUAUCGACCUUUCAUAACCUUGGAAGGUAACCAACAACUAAUAAUCGCCCCUUCACAGACUAAUAAACCGGAUUCCCUAUAG